AGGAGGAAGAGGAGGAGGAGGAGGAAGAAGAGGAGGAGGAGGAAGAAGAGGAAGAAGAGGAAGAAGAGGAAGAAGAAGAGGCGACUGAGCCUCCCAGCAAUGGAACAGAAACACACUCCAGUUCUACAGAGUCUCCUCUCAGCGAGUGUCAGACAGCUGACAGAGAAAUCAGCUGCAGGGGCAUCGGCAUGACUCACAUACCAAUCAUCCAUAACCUCCUGGCCACAAAUCUGGAUAUGGCAGAGAACAACAUCAGAAUCAUCGCUCCACAGGUUUUCUCCGGGGUGCCGAACCUGGACACACUGGACCUGAGCAAAAACAAACUGGAUGAUGAGUCGUUCAGGCAAAACCCCCUGUCUAACUUGACCUUUCUGAAGAAGCUGAACCUAGAUGGAAACCAACUCACCAGAAUCCCAGCGCUGCCACCAUCUCUGGAGGAGCUCAAGAUGAACAACAACAAGCUCAGUACACUAAGCCCUAACUGUUUUAAAGGUUUGAUGAACCUGUUGAAUCUGGAGCUGGAGGAGAAUACUCUCCAUGAGGGCAGUGUGUCCCCGCUAGCCUUCAGACCACUAGAGAGACUUUUGGACCUCCAGUUGGACAACAACAGCUUCCGUUACCUCCCUUUGGGCCUUCCUUCCUCUCUUCAGGAGCUGGAUAUGAAUGAAAAUCUAAUUGAGGCGGUGACGGAGGAGGCACUGAGGGGCUGCGUCCAUUUGAGAGUGUUGGACCUAAGUCACAACCUGUUGCAUGAGCAAGGCAUCGCUACCCGCGCCUGGACCCGUCUCAAAUCCCUGGAGGCCUUGGACAUGUCCUAUAACAGAUUUACCUCUGUCCCAAUGAAUCUUCCUCGCCAUCUUCGUAAAUUGACCCUCCAACACAACAACAUCAGUCACAUUGCUGCCUUUACGUUCCGUCACAUGCGGUCCAAUCUACAGUCCCUCCGUCUAUCCCACAAUGUCUUGAGCAAUGAGGGUAUGGAACGAGUCUCUUUUGUCGGAACAUACCGCUCACUUGGAGAGCUCCUAUUGGACAACAAUCGUCUGGAGGAGGUCCCUCGCUGUGUUCGACAGUUUAAGAACCUGCAGGUACUAAGACUGGACAACAACCAGAUCAGGCUGGUGAGGCAGUGGGCAGUGUGCCACCCUCGCAAUUCUGGCUCCACCUUGACUUCAAUCCACUUGGAAAAUAAUAUGCUGGAGAUGGAGAAGAUUCCCCCAAAUGUCUUUUCCUGUCUCAUUGAUGCUCAGGGACUGGUACUCUAUCCGCAACAGGGACACUCACAUGACCAAUAGACUACACAGUGGGACGGACAUAAGGACAGAUACAUAACUACAAUAUACUGUACGCAUGUCUAUCAUGCUGACGUGCAGCUACUCAUACUUUUUUUUUUUUUCUAAAGGCCGGGUUUACAGAUAAAUAGCUGUAUUGGGUAGUUUGCUUGGUUAG
Molecule: messenger RNA, 1449 nt
Organism: Etheostoma cragini (Arkansas darter)
Lineage: Eukaryota; Metazoa; Chordata; Actinopteri; Perciformes; Percidae
Product: extracellular matrix protein 2
Exons: 7
Coding region: 189-1295 (368 amino acids)
Biological process (GO): extracellular matrix organization; positive regulation of cell-substrate adhesion
Cellular component (GO): extracellular matrix
Molecular function (GO): heparin binding; protein binding; collagen V binding
Source: RefSeq, a predicted model, not a curated record